Messenger RNA from Dermochelys coriacea (leatherback sea turtle), 981 nucleotides. RefSeq names its product dickkopf-related protein 3-like. Gene Ontology annotation, biological process: negative regulation of canonical Wnt signaling pathway; multicellular organism development. The transcript is spliced from 4 exons. Bases 1 to 576 code for a protein of 191 amino acids. Gene Ontology annotation, molecular function: receptor antagonist activity; co-receptor binding. NCBI's taxonomy places the organism in Eukaryota, Metazoa, Chordata, Testudines, Dermochelyidae. Gene Ontology annotation, cellular component: extracellular region. The record is from RefSeq and is a predicted model, not a curated record.
AUGUAUUCUAUGCCCUACCACGCCCCAGAUGAGGCCACCCUCUCCAAAAGCUCCAGCCCCCUGGCCGAUAGCAAGGAAAUUACGGAAGCAACAGGGACAUGCCUUUCCCAUCUGACCUUGCAUCAUCUCUCCCCCCAGGCGGCCUCAACGUGUGGCCAGGACCGACACUGCGCCCAUGGGCUCUUCUGCGAUAAGCACUUCCGGCUGUGCCUUCCCCUGCGCCGGGAGGGGCAGUACUGCCGCCGUGACACCCACUGCGCCAGGAGCCUGAGCUGUAUGUUUGGCAAGUGCCACAGGCCCGUGCUGGAUGGACAGGAGGGUGCCCGCUGCCGCCAGGACAAGGACUGUGGCAUGGCCACCUGCUGCACUCGCCAUCAUGGCGAGCUGCUCUGCAAGAAGAGGCUGGCCUUGGACGAGAGCUGCUUUGUGCCCCAGGGAGGCUUGGCCUUCAGUAUCAACCAGGUCUGCCCCUGCCAGGAGGGGCUGGUGUGCAGGACCGGAGCCGCUGGCCGAGAGAAAGCGUUCGAGUAUUGGCAGGAUAAAAGUAACUGGAGAUGCAUGAAGCCCUUGCUGUAGAGAGGAGGUGACUGUGCAUCCUUCCCUGAGGACAAGAGCUCUGUAUUUAUUCCCUGUAAAUAGCAUGUACAUAGCCCUGCUCUCAAAUAAACAUGUAUGAUCCUUCAGCACUCAGGGGGCUGGCUUUUAUCAGUGGUGGCUCUGAGCCACUAGGUUAAACCACUGAGCUAUAACAUGACCUGAUGCUUCAAAGCACUGGCUGUUCCCUGCAAUAAUGCUCUUGAGUUUUGCACAUCACUGUGUGUGUGUGAUUGCUGUAUUCUCCCAUUGCGUGUGUGUGCACGAGCAUAGCUUUGCUGUACUCUUUGUGUGCAUGUGUGUAUAUAUUGGGGAGACCUCACACUGCUUCCUAUAUCGCCCAUGGCAAUCAGAGCAGUAUUGGAAGCCUGAUAUUUGAUUACCGUU